GCCAAAUUAUUCUGUCAGUCCUGUCAUGUCAACAAUAUUGUGGUUUGAGAAUCGGUUUGUGUAUUUAUAUAUGUUUAUUUAGCUCAUAAUAGUUUUAAUUCUCACUAGAGUGAUUAUCCUUAUAUCAAUACGUAUUGUGCAAGUAUCAAAUAAUGUCAACUCCUUCAAAGAGACCCGCAUCGCGUGCCUCCUCAGAGGCGCCGACUCCUUCACGUAGAACAAGGUCUUCGCAACAACUGGUUGUCCCGGAAACUCCUCAACGAUCUUCUGGAACACCCUCAAAAAAUGGGACACCUGGCACUCCCAGAGGGACUCCACGCACUCCGGGGGCACAAAUUCCUGGGACAUCACCUGCCCGUACCUUAGCAUCAAGUCCACUUGGUACUGACAUAGACCUCAGCUCCCCACUGAACUAUGGCACACCAAGUUCAUUGAGCACCCCUCGCUCCCUCAUGAGGGGAGCAAUGACCCCAGCACGACAGCGAGCCGACCUCCGAGGACAACAAGUGGCCGGUCGCCAUGUGCCUGCCCCUACACCCACCAGGAGGGUAGAUGAUCCCACUGUGGAGCCAUCAAGUGAACCGCAGUUGGUAGUGUGGGGCACUGACGUGGCGAUCGCGGAGUGUCGCGACAAGUUUGUUAAGUUCAUACAGAGGUAUGUGGAGCCCGAUGCAGUCACGAAUGAGCCCUUGUAUGAGCAGAAGUUGGAAGAGAUUCACACACUAGAGGAGCCGUUCAUGGAUGUGGAUUGUGAGCAUGUCAAAGCUUUUGAUGCUAAGCUCCAUCGGCAACUUGUGAGCUACCCUCAAGAGGUGGUGCCCGCGUUCGACGCGGCCGUGAACGAGAUGUUCUUCGAGAAGUACCCGGCCGCUGUGCUGGAGCACCAGAUACAGGUGCGGCCCUACAACGCGCCUCGCCGGCACAUGAGGGACCUUAACCCUGAAGACAUCGACCAACUGGUAACGAUCUCCGGCAUGGUGAUCCGCACGUCGGGCAUCGUGCCGGAGAUGCGCGAGGCGCUGUUCAAGUGCGCGGUGUGCGGAGCCGCCGCCAGCGCGGAGCUCCAGCGCGGCCGCGUACCCGAGCCCGCGCAUUGUGCGCACUGCAACACCGCGCACUGCUUCCAGCUCAUACACAACAGGUCGCACUUCAGCGACAAGCAGCUGGUGAAGCUGCAGGAGUCCCCGGACGACAUGCCGGCCGGACGCACCCCGGCCACGGUGAGCGUGGUGUCGCACGGCGCGCUGGUGGAGGCGGCGGCCGCGGGCGAGCGUGUGGCCGUCACGGGCGUAUUCCGCGCCGCGCCCGCCGCAGUGCACCCUCGCAAGGCCACUCUCAAGGCUCUGCACAGAACACACCUCGACGCCCUGCAUUACUCCAAGGUGCACAGUGACAGGCUGCUGGAGACUGAAGAGGGCAAAGAACACCGCUUCCCACCUGAACGCAUAGAACUAUUCAAAGCGUUAGCCUCACAACCAGACUCGUACGAGCGAAUGGCGCGCGCCAUCGCACCCUCCAUUUAUGAAAACCUGGAUAUCAAGAAGGGAGUACUCUUGCAACUGCUGGGCGGGACCAAGAAAAACUUCAAUGCUGCUGGCAGAACACAUUUUAGAUCCGAGAUCAACAUCCUGCUGUGCGGCGACCCGGGCACCAGCAAGUCGCAGCUGCUGCGCUGGACGCACGGGCUGGUGCCGCGCGCGCAGUACACCUCGGGCCGGGGCUCCUCGGCCGUGGGGCUCACGGCCUACGUCACCAAGGACCCCGACACCAGGCAGCUGGUGCUGCAGACAGGCGCUCUAGUGCUGGCCGACAACGGAAUAUGCUGUAUCGACGAGUUCGACAAAAUGAAUGACUCCACUCGCAGUGUCUUACAUGAGGUGAUGGAGCAGCAGACGUUGUCGAUCGCGAAGGCGGGCAUCAUCUGCCAACUCAACGCCCGCACCUCCAUCCUCGCGGCCGCAAACCCCGCCGAGUCGCAGUGGAACAAGAACAAAACUAUUGUCGAGAAUGUGCAGUUGCCGCACACUCUUAUGUCCAGGUUCGACCUGAUAUUCCUAGUGCUGGACCCUCAGGACGAGGUGUUCGACCGCCGGCUGGCGUCUCACCUCGUGUCGCUCUACUACAAGGAUCCCGCGGACGUACAGCAAGACGAGGAUGUUGUGGACAUGUCGCUGAUGCGGGACUACAUCGCGUUCGCGAAGGACCACGUGCAGCCCACGCUCAGCGACGCCGCGCAGCAGAGGCUCAUCGACUGUUACGUCGAUAUGAGACGAGUGGGCAGCGGCCGCGGACAGAUAUCCGCGUACCCGCGACAGCUGGAGUCCCUCAUCCGUCUGGCCGAGGCCCGCGCGCGGCUGCGGCUGAGCGCCAGCGUGGAGCUGGAUGACGUCGAGGAGGCUGCACGACUCCACCGCGAAGCCCUGAAGCAGUCGGCCACAGACCCGGCGUCGGGUCGCAUAGACGUGGGCAUCCUCACCACGGGGCUCGGCCUCGCCGCCCGUCGCCGCCGCGCCGACCUCCUCCUCGCGCUCAAGGACAUCAUCCAGCCUUAUAACAAGCCCUCCACUGUCACUCACGCUAAACUGCUGCAGGAGGUUAACGCUGCCGCGCAAAUUACGGUGUCCCGCGCACAGCUGGACGAAGCCCUGCGCGACCUCCAGGACGAAGGGAAGGUCACCGUCGUCAGCCACACGCAUAUCAGAUUGUGUUGAAGCUCAUUUCUUCUAUAGUCUAUAUUAUAUAGAGUAGAAAAAACGGAUAUAUUACCCAACUACAUUUUUUGACUUUGCAAUACAUCAGUAUUUCAUGAUAGAAAGAAUAUCAUUUAUUGACAAAAUAUUAAACAAAAAUUAGAACAUUCAUAGAACAAAUAUUUUUUCUACUCUUUAUAGACAAACAGUACCUAAUUGAGUUUAAUUUAUCUAUUAAGUUUAGUUAUUAAGUUUAAUGUUCAUUAUGUGAUUAUGCUGGUUUCAAUAAAUAUUUUUUUU
This is a messenger RNA of Plodia interpunctella (Indianmeal moth), 2990 nucleotides long. RefSeq names its product disc proliferation abnormal (gene dpa). Gene Ontology annotation, biological process: double-strand break repair via break-induced replication; DNA replication; mitotic DNA replication initiation. The transcript is spliced from 17 exons. Bases 153 to 2711 code for a protein of 852 amino acids. Gene Ontology annotation, molecular function: single-stranded DNA binding; single-stranded DNA helicase activity; ATP binding. The record is from RefSeq and is a predicted model, not a curated record. Gene Ontology annotation, cellular component: nucleus; MCM complex. NCBI's taxonomy places the organism in Eukaryota, Metazoa, Arthropoda, Insecta, Lepidoptera, Pyralidae.